Molecule: messenger RNA, 2424 nt
Organism: Temnothorax curvispinosus
Lineage: Eukaryota; Metazoa; Arthropoda; Insecta; Hymenoptera; Formicidae
Product: methylthioribose-1-phosphate isomerase
Exons: 5
Coding region: 995-2101 (368 amino acids)
Molecular function (GO): S-methyl-5-thioribose-1-phosphate isomerase activity
Source: RefSeq, a predicted model, not a curated record
GUGCGAUUAACAGACGGUCUAUCAACCCUAUGUAAUUUUCACAGUGAACAAUUCUUUCAGCAGACAAAUAUUUUUUCGUACGAAGAUUUAUUCGCAUUUUCAUCAACGCCGAACAGUUCGUAAUUCGUAGACAGAAUUAGGCCGUUCUAUUUAGCCGAACUUCUUACACGGUUUAUCUUUUCUCUUUUUCUCUCCAACGUAAAAAGAAAAAGAGGAAAGAUGAACCGUGCAAGAAGUUCAGCUAAAAAGAACAGGCUUAAUGAGACACUCUGAUCCCAAACCGUGUUCUUUCAGUUAUUUCACAGCUAUCUCGAGCAGUCUCAGACUUUCAAGAAUUGACCAAUCACAGUAAAUUAUUCUCCUCAAAUUCGAUUGUGCGUGGUCAAUUCUUACGACUCACGACCAUACGACUCGCAUUGUAGACCUAGCGUUACAAGUUCAUAUGUAAUGCUACACUUAUAUAUGGCUAUACGCAAUGUUUGAUUUUUUAAUUAACAGAUACAAAAGUGUCAAAAGUUAUCGUAAAAUUCUAAUUUACAUGGAGCUUAUAGAUUACGCAAUAAACAAUACUUUCUGCAUUAUAACGCGAGAGACAGAGAACAUCAUGUGGCUGUUCUCAUCUAUACUGUUCGAAGCUAGCCGAAGUUCCGAGCGCCUGUUGUAUCAUACAACUAUGUGUGUGCAACAUACAUACGUAUAUCCCUUCUAUUUGGGUGUGUGUGUGCGUGUGUGAGUGUGUGUAAGUGUGUGUGUCCCCACCAUCCGAUUUUCGGGUGAGCAACUUCUUCAUUCUGGCAUCAGAAUCUCGUCCACCAGAUGACGCCAGUUCGCUGGAUGCAAUUCACGUAUUUUCGGGCUCCAAUUUGUUCUCCUGCUCCGCUCCACAGCUGAGAACGAUUCUCAAUUGGCGGCUCGUUCAUUCAAUAAGUCCAGAAUUGUUAUCGGGAAUUUCUUCUGUGAUUGAUCGCGAUCAAUCACGAUCCAUCAGCUCGCGAUGAAAGGGCAAGAACUGAAGGCGAUAAUAUGGAGCAAGGUGGAUGGCAAGCUGGAGAUCCUGAAUCAAGUGCUGUUGCCGGAAAACACUCACUACAUCCAGGUCAAAAACGUCAAGGAUGGCUGGCAGGUGAUCAACAAGAUGCAGGUACGAGGCGCACCAGCUAUAGCUAUCGUGGGCAGCCUCAGCCUGGCAGUGCAGAUCCUUCAAGAUCCAGACAUCUACGAGGACAAGAAAGCUCUUUGUCAAACUAUCGAGGAUAACCUGCGCUACCUACUAACGGCACGUCCCACCGCGGUCAACAUGAAAACGGCAGCCGACGAGCUCAUAAGCCUGGCACGUGAUCUCACUAAGGAUGCCUCGUGCACGCUGUCCCAGAUGAGAGACAAAUUCAUAGACCAUAUAGAUGAGAUGCUGAAGAUAGAUGUGGCGAACAACAAAGCGAUCGGGAAUUUUGGAGCGCGCGACAUUCUGCGCAAUUUGCCCGAGGGGAGUUUUAUCAAGGUUUUAACCCACUGCAAUACCGGCAGUCUCGCCACUGCAGGAUACGGCACAGCUUUAGGCGUCAUCAGAUCUCUCGAGGAGAUGGGAAGGCUCGGACACGUCUAUUGUACCGAGACCAGACCGUACAAUCAGGGCGCCCGUUUGACUGCCUACGAACUGGUGCAUGACCACAUACCGGCAACUCUGAUCUGCGACGACAUGGUCGCUGCGUUAAUGAAAACGAAACAGCUCGCCGCGGUGGUUGUCGGCGCGGACAGGAUCGCCAUGAACGGCGACACCGCGAACAAAAUUGGAACUUAUCAGAUUGCGAUUCUCGCCAAGUAUCACAACGUCCCUUUCUACGUGGCUGCACCACUGACGUCCGUGGACUUCCAAAUGCCCGACGGUGACGGCAUAGUCAUCGAAGAGCGACCCGCACGAGAGAUGACCGAGAUAAACAACCAGAGCAUCGCGGCACAUGGCAUAAUGUGUUGGAAUCCGGCGUUCGACGUGACCCCGGCGAGUUUAAUCACCGGAAUAAUUACGGAAAUCGGCGUUUUCAAGCCGUCAGAAUUGAUUAAUGCGAAAGAGAAACGUAUCUCCGAAGAAAACGUCCUUUCGUAGACAUAUAAUGCGCCCGCGAGCAUUUAUGUGUAUUUAUCAAUUAUGUGUAUAUUACCAAUUGUAAAUGUCGAGAUGCAUGACUGGUUUAGUUUAAUAUCUUGCGAACAGUGCCAUGAAAAAUACAAUACUUGUAUAAUAUAAGAGCUCAGGAAAUUCAAUUUUGUAUCGAACUGUAUAAUUUUAUAUUAAGUCUUUUAUUGAAAUUGUAAGGAUGUAUAUGAAUGUUAUUGUUAUAUUAUGCCAACGGCAUUCCAUAUUGCUGCGCUAAGUUAUUUCUAAAGAUUUAUAAUCUAUCGAAUAAACUUUUUAUCCGUUUUCGUGGA